Molecule: messenger RNA, 1119 nt
Organism: Fusarium vanettenii 77-13-4
Lineage: Eukaryota; Fungi; Ascomycota; Sordariomycetes; Hypocreales; Nectriaceae
Exons: 2
Coding region: 1-1119 (372 amino acids)
Source: RefSeq, a predicted model, not a curated record
AUGCCGUGGCGAAAACCCCCACGCGUCAAUUUCGAAGAGCAGGCCGAGUAUCGGUGGCCAUUUUGGAAAGUCGACCUCGACGAAGACGACCUUUUCGGAGACCUCCACGAGCGCUUCAACACUGUUCCCAUGUUUAUCCAAGACCCUGACGCAUUCCACCACGACGUCAACGAGAUCGCACGCCAGGCCCUUAACAAAGAGGACUUCUACGCCCGUCUCCAGAUGAGAAGAGACCAGAGGUUGGACGAACUGAAGGAUAUGCAAGACAAGAUUGGGGUCUUUCACCUUUCGGGCUACACUCGACUCGCCGAGAACCAACGGUUCCAUCGUCUACGCCUCCAGCGCUAUGCCAGUCUUGACUGCCUUGUCGCAUUUUGCGCAUCACUUCUGGCGCCCAAUGAAAAGGGCAUGAUGCCAUCUCUGGAUAUGUUCCUGCGAUCCGAAGAGCGCAACGCCCGAAGCUCGCUGCUCAAAGGCCUCGCUGCCAGCUUGCAGCCUUCGACUCCCGAUUCCCGCGAUUUAGAACACCCCGAGUUGCCUCCGUCACCACCAGAAGGUGACGGAGAGUGCCCGCCUUCGACAACAUUUGGAAGAGACUCGACAUCGCUACCACCCAAAUCAUGCGCACCUGAGACGCCCAUAAAACGAAAGAGGAAACACUCUGUGGACUUUGAUACCGACGACUUGCCACAAGUAAAACGUCCGCGCCCGGAAUCUAUCGACGACCUAGAACACAAUGAGGCAGAUACAUCCGGCGCUUCGGAAGAUACAAAUCGUGAAGACGAUGCCCCCGAAUCCUCCCCCCAACGUAAUGAACAUGGCGCAGACAAUGCUGUCGGCCAGAACACGGCCAUACGGCCAACUCUCGAUCACCAACCACAUUUAUCUCCCGUCCAUCCAAAACCCACAACCGACCAAGCCUCUCGGAGACUCUCCCCGCAAUCCCCGUCGCGCUCUGACACCAAGACGAGGAAAUCCAGCAGACAGAAUCCAAGUUCGACUCGACCAUCAACGAAACAAUAUGCAGCAAAACCAAGCAUUGGACAGAACAACAUGUCGCCUCAAAGAAGGAGUAGCCGAAUAUCCGCCCGAUCCGGGGCAAGAGAGCUGAAAACAUGA